This is a messenger RNA of Phytophthora sojae, 936 nucleotides long. RefSeq lists its product as hypothetical. Gene Ontology annotation, molecular function: carbohydrate binding; isomerase activity. The coding region runs from base 1 to 936 and encodes 311 amino acids. The transcript has a single exon. The record is from RefSeq and is a predicted model, not a curated record. NCBI's taxonomy places the organism in Eukaryota, Oomycota, Peronosporomycetes, Peronosporales, Peronosporaceae. Gene Ontology annotation, biological process: carbohydrate metabolic process.
AUGUUGGCCUUCAAGUCUUUCGCGGCCAUCGUCGCUUGCCUGCUGGCGUCCAGCGUGCAAGCGGAGCUCCCAACCACGAAGCUGUCGCACCCGUCGGGCUCUAACGCCGAGGUUUUCCUCUUCGGAGCUCACGUGAAGUCGUUCCGCGCGGCCGAGGACCCCUCCCGCGAUGUCAUCUUUCUGUCCAACCACUCGUACUUGGACGGCGUGAACCCCAUUAUGGGCGGUAUCCCUCUCGUGUUCCCCAACUUCGGCAGCGCCAAGGGUCUGCCCGGCCACGGCUUCGCCCGUGUCACCAACUGGACGCUGGCGAGCCACUCGGACGCCACUGACGCGAACAGCCCCAGUGUGGCCAAGUUCACCAUGGCGGCCAGCGACGCGACCCGCAAGAUGUGGCCCGUCGACUUCAAGCUCGAGUACGAGGUCAAGCUGUACGCCAACCAGCUGGAGACGGCUCUGCGCGUGCGCAACACGUUCACGCAGCCCAUCGACUUCCAUGCGCUGCUGCACAACUACAUCUACGUGGACGACGUGCGCAACGGCAACACGAAGGUGUCGGGUCUGUCGGGUCUCAAGUUCUUUGACAAGGUGGCUCAGGUCAACAAGACCCAGUCGGAGCCCGAGCUCAGCAUCUCCGCCGAGACCGACAGCAUCUACUACAACGCGCCGUCGCCCCUCGUGGUCUCCUCGGCUGACCGCAAGGUGACGAUCAAGAAGGCCGGCUCCAUCACCACGGGCAGCAAGGCCACCCGGACCCAGACCGACGCCGUGAUCUGGAACCCGUGGGUCGAGCGCUCCAAGCAGUUCAAGGACUUUGGCGCCGAAGAGUACAUCAACAUGCUCGCCGUCGAGCCCGGCCGCGUCUCGGAGAAGCAGGUUCUGCCCGCCGGCCAGACGUACACGCUCCAGCAGACCAUUAGCGUCGCCAAGGCCUAA